Pseudophryne corroboree (corroboree frog) is the source of this 1154-nucleotide messenger RNA. Its product is annotated as phospholipase A2 inhibitor gamma subunit B-like. The record is from RefSeq and is a predicted model, not a curated record. Lineage: Eukaryota; Metazoa; Chordata; Amphibia; Anura; Myobatrachidae. The coding region runs from base 143 to 835 and encodes 230 amino acids. The transcript is spliced from 5 exons.
ACUUCCAUUUUAUUUAUCCCCUCCCUACUCUGUUUUUACAGCAUAAUCUUAUGAAGCCAACGCCCUGUUAUAAAGUAAAUCAGAACACUGGCUUGGCAAUGUAUUGUGUUUCACAGCAUCCUCAAGUAGCCUAGUAAUCAGGAUGAGCGCACGUCUUCUCUUCACCUGCGUCCUAUCAGUGAUCACUGCUACAGGUUGCUCUUUAUCAUGCUACCAUUGUGCAGUAAAAGAUGAAGAGGUGAAAGAUUAUCACAUGUGUGAAGGAAAGACAGUACAAUGUUCAUCUCCGGACGAUGUGUGUGUCUCAGUUUAUGAAAGGACAACAGUAGGUGCUUCACUGGGAACAACACUGUUUAUAAGACUGUGCGGAAAGUGCGAUCAAUACAGGAACGGGACUGUGCGCUUUCACAAAGGCAGACUCAGGGUCAACACGACCUGCUGCCACCAGGAUGACUGUACUCCUCCCAUCCCCACUUUGCCACCCGAUAAAUUUUCAAAAAAUGAAAAAAUCGUUGGAAAUGGUAUUAAAUGUAAAACCUGCUACGCCACAAACAGCAAGGCCUGUGACUGUACCAGCUUCAUGAACUGCACCAAGGAUGAGACAAAAUGUAUCUCUCGGUCUGCAAUUGCGACAGAACCAGUCUACUAUUCAAUGGCUAUGCGGGGCUGCACCACGGAGGAAAUGUGCCCAAACAAGAAUCAGACUCUAUCAUUCGAAAAACUUAAAUAUGAUUUUUUGUGUACAGAUGAAAGUGAUGGAAUCCACGACAGUUUAUUACCAUUGGUUCUUACUACAAGUCUUGUUGCUAUAUUACAUCUGCACUUUGCUUAUUAAAUGUAUUGUUCUGCAUAAAGUGUUAUUUAAGCAUUCUAUGGGCGGUAUUCAAAUGAUAUAUCACGCCUAAUCUCCUUUCUAAUGUGAUCCUCGUUAUUGCGCAUAUCGCGCCCAUAGUAAUCAGGGUUAGCGGCGUAAAGGGUUGGGUACCCUCGCUACCCCGGGGGUAGUGAGCUGAAAUGAUUAUACCACGCCCGUCAGCAGAAACAGAACGGGUUUGGAAGGGGGUGUGGAAGAGGGUGAAAAGAAUUAAAUACCGCCCUAUGUGUAGUAUGAAUAUGUGAUGUCAUGCAGAAUAGCAAAUAAAUACUGAAAUUCA